CACUUGCAAAGCAGUGACAGAAUAGGCCGAAAAAAAGGAGGCACUAGGGCCCUGGAGCUGCUUCGGCAGGAUGUGGUACCCAGUUCAGGAGAUGCAGGAGGAGGCUUAGAUGCUCUGAGCAUCUUUGCUAGGGAACCAUGGCCAGCCAGACCCAGGGAAUCCAGCAACUGCUGCAGGCUGAGAAAAGGGCUGCGGAGAAGGUGGCAGAGGCUCGGAAACGGAAGGCCCGGCGGCUGAAGCAGGCCAAGGAAGAAGCCCAGGCUGAAAUCGAGCAAUACCGCAUGGAGCGGGAGAGGGAGUUCCAGCAGAAGCAGCAGGCGGCGCUGGGCUCUCAGGGGAACUUGUCUGCUGAGGUGGAGGCACAGACCCGGAAGAAACUGCAGGCAAUGCAGGGUGGACAAGCCCGGGGCAAGGAUCGGGUUCUUCGCCAACUUCUCACCAUUGUUUGGGAUGUGCGGCCCCAAAUCCACCCCAAUUACUGUGCAGCGAUCUAGGGAGCCAGGCUACCACUUCCAUUGGGUUGCCAAGAAAAUCUUCCUGACCCAUGUCCUGUAUAAAUCCCAUAGGCUCCUGAUCCCAAUGGGUCUAUCUUGAUGUCCCCCCAAAAUAUCAGAUCUCCACCUGUGCCCAAGCUUUGAUUGAAUCUUAUUUGAUCUAAUGCUCCUUGAAUAUGUCCAUCAAUUGUUUUUAAUAAUUUAUCAUAUCAAAGCUGUAAAUCUUGCUUGAUGGGAUUGCCACUCUAUAGGUUUUACAAUCAUGGAGUCUGUGGGGAUUUUCUUCAGAAAUGUCCUAGAUGCCUUUAGCACUCACUGGAAAGACAUGCCACAGAUUUUAAUCUUUGAAUGGGCUUUGUAAUUUUGCUCCCUCAGUCUUUGCUACUAUUCCUAAGAGGAGUGAAGACCUCCAGAGUUAAGGUCCCUUCACACUCUGCAGUUAUGGUGCUAUGAUUCCACCUUACUUGCCCUAUCUGCACCUUAUGAAAUUGUCUAAUGUGCACUUUAAGGAAGGAUAUUUCAUAUCCCCCUUCCCAUCAUUUUGCAGAUGAAAACAGGGACACAUGUGGCCAUGCAACAUCAUAGUGUGGUCAAGAUUUCAUAGUGUGGAAAAAUGUUAUUAGUGAGGAAGAACACACAGGCCAGGAGGUGCUGCAGCAGUUUGCUUUUAUAUGAGCCUACUGGGAAGGGCUAUAUCCUACUCCCUUCUCU
Messenger RNA from Sceloporus undulatus (fence lizard), 1205 nucleotides. RefSeq names its product ATPase H+ transporting V1 subunit G2 (gene ATP6V1G2). The record is from RefSeq and is a predicted model, not a curated record. The transcript is spliced from 3 exons. Gene Ontology annotation, biological process: proton transmembrane transport. Lineage: Eukaryota; Metazoa; Chordata; Lepidosauria; Squamata; Phrynosomatidae. Bases 138 to 494 code for a protein of 118 amino acids. Gene Ontology annotation, molecular function: proton-transporting ATPase activity, rotational mechanism. Gene Ontology annotation, cellular component: vacuolar proton-transporting V-type ATPase complex.